UGGUGUAGAAAAAAGCUACAACACUCGUCCAAACCACAGUACCGGCAAAAAAUGACCUGGCUAACGCAAGUCACAUUAGCACUCACCCUCCUCCUCACCCUUACUAGGGCGGAGGGGUACGAGCAGUACCAGGGCGGCUGGGACUCCGCUGGGGGUCAGCAGCACGACCUCUCGCACACCGUGCAAGUGACCAAACACGUGCCCGUGCCAGUUUACAGGCACGAAACCGUGCCGGUGCCGCACGCCGUGCCCGUACCAGUACCCAAACCAGUGGCGGUGCCAGUGCCGCAACCGUACCCGGUGCACAUCAAGGUGCCCCAACCCGUAGCUGUGCCAGUGAUCAAGACCAUCACCAUACCAGUGGAGAAGCCGGUGCCUUACAAGGUGGAGAAGGAGGUGCACUAUCAUGUGGAGAAGCCAGUGCCAGUGCCAGUUGAAAAGCACGUGCCAGUGAGGAUAACCAGGCCGGUACCAGUCAAAGUGCCCGUCUAUAAAGUGGUGUACCACCACGAGAAGAGUGGCGGGGGGCACUAUUAGAGGUUGCUAGGGCAACACUGACACAGCAUACCUCAUUUCUUGUUGUUAUUUAGUUUGUAAUGUUAAUAUAUUAUGUUUUUUAUAAAUUU
This is a messenger RNA of Anthonomus grandis grandis, 626 nucleotides long. RefSeq names its product E3 ubiquitin-protein ligase RNF12-B-like. Bases 52 to 537 code for a protein of 161 amino acids. The record is from RefSeq and is a predicted model, not a curated record. NCBI's taxonomy places the organism in Eukaryota, Metazoa, Arthropoda, Insecta, Coleoptera, Curculionidae. The transcript has a single exon.